Aspergillus ruber CBS 135680 is the source of this 1080-nucleotide messenger RNA. Its product is annotated as mitochondrial ATPase complex subunit ATP10. Gene Ontology annotation, biological process: mitochondrial proton-transporting ATP synthase complex assembly. Gene Ontology annotation, cellular component: mitochondrial inner membrane. The transcript is spliced from 2 exons. Bases 1 to 1080 code for a protein of 359 amino acids. Lineage: Eukaryota; Fungi; Ascomycota; Eurotiomycetes; Eurotiales; Aspergillaceae. The record is from RefSeq and is a predicted model, not a curated record.
AUGUGGAAGCGCUCGAUAUCUCUCUCGUCCUCGGCAGGAUAUUCCCUUUUGCAAGGGGGCCGCUGUCUCAGCUGUCAAUUCCGCAAUCCUACCACCGCUGCUCUUCUCCGUUCGAGGUCAUCGCUACGUUACUACUCGACUCCGAGUCAGAAAGAAGACGAGCCGACAUCUACUCCCUCAAACUCCUCGAAUCGAGUCCAAUUCAAUCAAAACCCAUCCCAAUUGCAACCGAACAAACCAAAUGAACAGCAAAACGCACCCCGCGCCCUGGACCGCCCAAUCGGUUCCGUGAUCCCACCCCAAGAAGGCCAAAACACCGGCCUUGACGAACGAUCCCUCCGACAAAGACGAGAUGACUUUGUCAGCUACGAUAGACAUAUUGAGCGGCGGAAGGAAUUGACAAAGCAAGUCGCAAAGCCCUACUUCCGUGAAUGGACCAACAUGCGUUACCAUGAAGGCAAAACCUUCCUCUCGAACAUCCGUCUCUUUAAACGCGAUAAAGCCCUCUACUUCCCCAACAUGUUUGGCAUUACGCUCGCCUCUCCCAAACAGCCGCAGAACACGACUUCGCUCUUCAGCGGCCGGAUCUCCGUUGUGAAUGUGUUUUCGAGUGUCUGGGCUGAGACGCAGGUUGCUACUUUCACUAGUGAAAAGCACAACCCGGGACUUUAUAAGAUAUUGAAUGGUGUGAAGGGAGGUGUGAAGGUUGCGCAGAAGGUUGAUAUUAAUUUGGAGGAGAAUAGGUUUAAGGCGUGGUUGGUGAGGAUGUUCAUGUGGCAGAUAAGGGGAAAGUUUGCGAAGGAGCAGCAUGAUCGGUAUUUCCUGGUGAGGAAGGGGAUUACCGAUGGAAUUAAGGAGAGCAUUGGGAUGAUGAACAGCAAGGUUGGGUAUGUCUAUCUCUUGGAUGAGAACUGUCGCAUUCGGUGGGCUGGCAGUGGCCCUGCUCAGGGACCGGAGAUUGAUGCUUUGAACAAUGGUGUCAAGAGAUUACUUGAGGAGAAGAGAAUAAGCAAAGAAUCAGAGAUGCCGGCAGAGACUUGGAGGGACGCAGAUAAGGCCAAACCCAGGGUCAUCGUAUAA